GGAGAGAGCGGGCUUGGAUUGCCGAAUAGACCGCCGCCAUGUUGGUUACCCAAAGCUUUGGAAAGUUAAACUGCUCCCCUGCAAGAUUUGCUGGACUAACACUAUCUUUUCAGCGAAAUGUGAGUUACUUGCCUAAAGCAGGACCAGGUGGAAGGUCAUCUUUCAGUGGAGUGGUAGCUACAGUGUUUGGUGCCACUGGAUUUCUUGGGAGAUAUGUCAUCAACAGAUUAGGUCGUCGUGGAAACCAGAUCAUUGUACCAUACCGUGGAGAUGAACAUGACUACCGAAACCUUAGGAUGAUGGGGGAUCUGGGGCAGAUCAUGUUUUUUGAUUAUCAUCUAAAAGAUGUUGAUUCUGUGGCCAAAGUUUUGAAACAUUCCAACUGUGUGAUCAACUUGAUUGGCAGACAGUUUGAAACAAGGAACUUUACAUUUGAGGAUGCCCAUUGUGAGGGAGCUAGGGUUAUUGCCAAAGCUGCUCGGGAAGCAGGAGUCAAACGUUUAAUCCAUGUGUCAGCACUUAAUGCCAGUGAGGAUAGUCCAUCAAAUUUUCUACAGUCAAAGGCUCGUGGGGAGGCUGCUGUUAGAGAAGAAUUUCCUGAUGCUACCAUUGUGCGACCUGCAAAGUUUUUUGGCCAUGAAGAUCAGUUUUUGAACUACUAUGUGUAUCUUGGUAAUAUUCCUUUUGGUAUUCCACUUAUUGAUGGAGGCAUGAACACAACUAAAAGGCCUGUUUAUGUGGCUGAUGUUGCCCAAGCAAUAGUAAAUGCUGUCAAUAAUGAUGAGAGCAUAGGGCAAACAUUUGAACUUACAGGCCCAGAAGAAUAUUACUUGCUUGAUAUUCUGGACUACAUCUAUCGGUUGAUUAGGAAAGAACUUCCUUACUACAACAUACCAAGAAAUAUGUACAACCUUAUAGCCUGGGUCAUGGAGCAGUCCAUAUUCAACCCGCGUCUUACACGAGAUAUGCUGUUUAGGGAGUUCCUAUCAGACCAGGUUACACCAGGUUUACCAGGACUGAAAGAUCUGGGAGUUGAACCUCAUUCAGUUGAAGAUAUCGCCAUAUCGGUUCUUCGGCGCCACAGGGACUGCUAUUUCUUUGAGGAUUCCAUCGAUAGUGAGGAACCGUGUCGACCUAGCAGCUCCUACGCAACUCAAUAAACAUUGUCCGUUCUUUUGAGUGAAGAGGGCUUUAAUUGUAUAUAAUGACUUCUACAUCAGCACACUCUCCGUGCUCUUUUAAAGAUGGUUUUGCUACUUUUUGUGUCCUCGGUUAAGACAUGGACAUGGCUUGGAUAUUUGAAAUUUAUUAUUUUUCCUCAUUAUUAGUUGUUAUGGUGACCUAAAUAUGAUGAAUAAAGAUGGUACU
This is a messenger RNA of Pocillopora verrucosa, 1368 nucleotides long. Its product is annotated as NADH dehydrogenase [ubiquinone] 1 alpha subcomplex subunit 9, mitochondrial-like. Gene Ontology annotation, molecular function: protein-containing complex binding. Gene Ontology annotation, cellular component: mitochondrion. NCBI's taxonomy places the organism in Eukaryota, Metazoa, Cnidaria, Anthozoa, Scleractinia, Pocilloporidae. The record is from RefSeq and is a predicted model, not a curated record.